AUGUUGGCCUCUUCAUACUCCCACGAUGAAAUUCUCAAGAUCUUGGAAGACCCCGCGUUGUACCAGCAGAAACACAUGGAAAUGCGCAAUGACCUAAUGAAACACAUUACGCAGCAGGACCUCGUGAUCAACGACUACAACAACGAGUUGGAAGUGUGCAAAACCGCCAACAAGGCCUUCAAACAAGCGCUUUCGGAAAUCGGAACCGUGGUCAUCUCGGUGGCCAUGGGGGAUUUGUCGAAAAAAGUCGAGAUCCACACCGUGGAAAGCGACCCCGAGAUUUUAAAAGUGAAAAUCACCAUAAACACCAUGAUGGACCAAUUGCAGACGUUUGCUAAUGAAGUGACAAAAGUCGCCACCGAGGUGGCCAAUGGUGAGUUGGGGGGUCAAGCGAAAAACGAAGGCUCGGUUGGAAUAUGGAGAUCAUUGACCGAUAACGUCAACAUUAUGGCUCUAAACUUGACUAAUCAAGUGCGAGAAAUCGCCGACGUGACAAGAGCCGUCGCGAGAGGCGAUUUGUCGAGAAAAAUCAAUGUCCAUGCGCAAGGGGAAAUCUUGCAAUUGCAAAUGACCAUAAAUACCAUGGUGGACCAGUUGCGCACGUUUGCUUUUGAAGUAUCCAAAGUCGCGCGAGAUGUUGGAGUCUUGGGGAUAUUGGGCGGCCAAGCAUUUAUCGAAAAUGUCGAAGGUAUAUGGAAAGAAUUGACCGAUAACGUUAAUGCCAUGGCUUUGAACUUGACCACCCAGGUGAGAAAUAUUGCCAAUGUGACAACUGCUGUCGCUAAAGGUGACUUGUCGAAAAAAGUCACUGCCAAUUGUAAAGGUGAGAUUUUGAAUUUGAAACUCACCAUUAAUCAAAUGGUGGAUCGAUUAUUGAAAUUUGCCUCUGAAGUCACAACUCUAUCUAGAGAGGUGGGUACCUUGGGUAUAUUGGGAGGUCAAGCAAAUGUCCAAGACGUUGAAGGGGCUUGGAAAGCAGUCACUGAAAAUGUCAAUCUAAUGGCUACAAAUUUGACAAAUCAAGUGAGAUCGAUUGCUACCGUUACCACCGCCGUGGCCCAUGGUGAUUUAUCUCAAAAGAUUGAUGUCCACGCUCAAGGUGAAAUCUUGCAGUUGAAAAACACCAUCAACAAGAUGGUGGACUCUUUGCAAUUGUUUGCUUCGGAAGUGUCCAAAGUCGCGCGAGAUGUUGGUAUCAAUGGUAAGUUGGGUAUCCAGGCACAGGUGAGCGAUGUCGAUGGGUUGUGGAAGGAGAUCACCUCGAAUGUCAACACGAUGGCGUCCAACUUGACAUCGCAAGUGCGAGCUUUUGCGCAAAUCACGAAAGCUGCCACCGAUGGAGAUUUCACCAAAUUCAUCACGGUGGAAGCGCUGGGUGAAAUGGAUGCGUUAAAGACCAAGAUUAAUCAAAUGGUGUUGAACUUGAGAGAAUCGAUCCAGAGAAACACUGCUGCGAGAGAAGCUGCAGAGUUGGCCAAUAGCGCCAAGUCGGAGUUUUUGGCCAACAUGUCGCAUGAAAUCAGGACCCCGUUGAACGGUAUCAUUGGUAUGACUCAGCUAUCAUUGGAUACCGAGCUUACCCAGUACCAAAGAGAAAUGUUGUCCAUUGUCCACAACUUGGCCAACUCCCUAUUGACAAUCAUUGACGACAUUUUGGAUAUUUCCAAGAUUGAAGCCAACAGAAUGACGGUUGAACAGAUUGAUUUCUCGUUGCGUGGCACGGUAUUUGGUGCUUUAAAGACCUUGGCCGUGAAAGCCAUUGAGAAGAAUCUCGACUUGACCUAUCAGUGCGACUCGUCAUUCCCAGACAACUUGAUUGGUGACUCCUUUAGGUUACGACAAGUCAUAUUGAACUUGGCAGGAAAUGCAAUCAAAUUCACCAAGGAAGGAAGAGUUAGCGUUCGAGUGAGAAAAUCGGACAAGAUUGCCAACGAGAGCGACAAGUUGCUAUUAGAAGUCUGCGUUAGUGAUACCGGUAUUGGUAUCGAAAAGGACAAACUCGGGUUGAUCUUUGACACGUUUUGCCAAGCAGAUGGGUCAACCACAAGGAAAUUCGGAGGUACCGGUUUAGGUUUAUCAAUCUCGAAACAGUUGAUUCACUUGAUGGGCGGUGAAAUCUGGGUCACUUCAGAAUACGGAUCGGGUUCAAACUUUAACUUUACCGUGAGUGUUUCACCUUCAAAUAUAAGGUACACGAGGCAAACAGAACAGCUCUUGCCAUUCAACUCCCACUAUGUUUUGUUUGUUUCCACCGAGCACACCGACGAAGAGUUGGCCGAGAUCCGUGACGGCAUUCUCGAGCUUGGCUUGAAUCCAGUGAUUAUCAAGAAUAUUGAAGACGCAAACUUAUCGGAGCCCAUCAAGUACGACAUCAUCAUGAUUGACUCGAUUGCAACUGCCAAGAAAUUGAGACUCCUAUCCGAGGUCAAGUACAUUCCAUUGGUCCUUGUCCACCACUCCAUCCCCGAAUUGAAUAUGAGGGUAUGCAUCGAUUUGGGUAUUUCCUCCUAUGGCAACACGCCGUGCUCGAUUACGGACUUGGCAAGCGCAUUAAUCCCCGCGUUGGAGUCGAGGUCGAUUUCGCAAAACUCGGACGAGUCUGUUAGCUACAACAUCUUAUUAGCGGAAGAUAACCUCGUGAAUCAAAAAUUGGCGGUGAGGAUCUUGGAGAAACAAGGACACCAAGUCGAAGUUGUUGAGAAUGGGCUAGAGGCGUUUGAGGCAAUACAGAAGGACAAGUACGACGUUGUAUUGAUGGAUGUACAGAUGCCCGUGAUGGGAGGAUUCGAAUCCGUUGAGAAAAUCAGACAAUGGGAGAAAAAGUCAAACCCAAUCGACUCGUUGACUUUUAGAACACCAAUCAUUGCAUUAACGGCCCACGCAAUGUUGGGAGAUCGAGAAAAAUCCUUGGCAAAGGGAAUGGACGACUAUGUGUCGAAACCAUUGAAGCCGAAAUUAUUGAUGCAAACCAUCAACAAGUGCAUACACAACAUCAACCAAUUGAAAGAAUUGUCGAAGCAGAACCACAACAACAGGACGUCCGACUUUGCGAAAAAGCUAAAGAAGAGCGCCAUCAAGAAUGGCAACCCUAAUCUCAGCCCCAGAGGAGGCGGCCACUCAUUGUCGUCGCCGUCGUCGAGGAAGGGCGAGAAGAAUGGCGUUUUCAAUCAACCAAACUCGCCCAAGGUCUUGAACCUCUCGUCUUCCGGGAGCCCCAAAAUGGGACCAAAGUCGCACUCUUCCGAAUACGUGCCGUCCGUGCACCUGCUGAGACCGGGACAAUUGUCAGAGAACAACCGGUCGGCGACGGAGAGCAUGAUACAUUAUUCAAGCGCGCAAAUUGUGGAAAUUAACGACAAUGACGAUGCAAUGGAUGUUGAUGAGUCUAGGUAG
Lodderomyces beijingensis is the source of this 3393-nucleotide messenger RNA. The record is from the annotation of a GenBank genome assembly. NCBI's taxonomy places the organism in Eukaryota, Fungi, Ascomycota, Pichiomycetes, Serinales, Debaryomycetaceae.